Molecule: messenger RNA, 1741 nt
Organism: Armigeres subalbatus
Lineage: Eukaryota; Metazoa; Arthropoda; Insecta; Diptera; Culicidae
Product: odorant receptor 63a-like
Exons: 7
Coding region: 17-919 (300 amino acids)
Biological process (GO): sensory perception of smell; detection of chemical stimulus involved in sensory perception of smell
Cellular component (GO): plasma membrane
Molecular function (GO): odorant binding; olfactory receptor activity
Source: RefSeq, a predicted model, not a curated record
GCGAAACCACGAAUUCAUGCAACGAAUAAACUUCUUGAAACGAGGAAAUAAUAAGCAAAUAUUUGAAAAAAUCGACAACAUUAUGAAUUACAAAUGGAAAGAGGUCAAAGUGAACUUGCAACUUUAUAGUUUUUCCGUUGGCAUUGUAGCAAGCAGCUAUUCCAUCAUUCCAGCAAUCAUAAAUCUGAUUAAUCUUUUUCAAGGGAACGAUAUUCCACGUCGAUUUGUGUAUAAAACUUAUUAUCGUAGCAUGGAACAAGCAAAGUUUUUCAGCCCACUUCAUGAAGUUCUGUUCUGUUCGGAAUCAAUGUCUGGAUUUACAACUUUUGCUGGAGUAAUUGCAUUUGACGGCCUGUACGUUCUGCUAACGAUGCAUGUCAUCACCAUGUUUAAGACUCUAAAUCUAAUUAUCAAGGAAUCAACAUUAGCCAGCUUCACCGAUGAGGAGAAGCAGUUUUAUCUUCAUGAGUGCAUUUAUCACUACACCAGAGCCUUGAGAUUUCUGGAUGACAUCAACAAAAUUUUCUCCCCAAUUCUGAUUGUGCAAGUAUUCGUCAGCACGUCCAUUAUCUGCGUAAUAGCAUUUCAUGCGAGUGCCAAUGCGAGCGAAGGCGAUUCGCAAAUCUUGGUUAUGGUACUAUACUUGAUCGCUGCAUUGUAUCAACUGUUCCAAUUCUGCUGGUACGGACAAAGAGUCCAGAAUGAGAGCAUACAAUUACCGAACUCGGUGUACGAUUGCGAUUGGUAUCAGUGUUCAAAGAAGUUCAAAAAGAAACUUCAUUUAUUCUUGCUGAAAGUACAGCAGAAGGUGGAGAUCAGCAGCUACAAUUUGAUUGUUAUGUCGUUGGAGACAUAUCUAUCGAUGGUCAGGACAGCAGCCUCUUAUUUCACUGCUCUACAAACACUCACGGAAGAAUGAAUAUCGCACAAAGGCUACACUAUAUGCCAGAACAUUCUGUAAAUACCAGGAGGGUGAAACGCUUGUCAUCCGCGGUACAAUGGCACUCUACCCAACAUUGUUUUUGGUACUGCUGGUACCCAGUUUCUGGGUGGUAUUUUAUAGAAAGCUCAAAUGACAGGAGACCAAAUACUAAUAUUUACAUUUUACAAGGAACAUUUGAGAAAAUGAAAUGAAAUGAUGAUGAUGAUGACGAAAUGAUGAUGGUUUACAUGCAAAUGUAUUAUCAAUUCAGUGCAAAUCCGAAUUAUAGCCGCUAACAAAGUUGGAUUUUUCUCACAAUUCGUACGUUAAACCUAACUUCGGAAGUGGUGCGCUGUUUUCAUUUGGUGAUGUGCUAUACAGCGCACUACUUCCGAAAUUAGGUUUAACGUAUGGAUUGUGAGAAAAAUACAAUUUCAAUAGCGGCUAUAAUUCGAUUUUCUACUGAAUUUAUAAUACCAAAGACCGAGACGUCCAAUCAAAAUUUAGAUCAGCUGAUCGAAUCUGUCUCAUAAAAUGGCUUAUACCCGAAUAAUUCAGCUCAUUCUGGGUGAUUGGUUCGUAUGCAGCUAGUGCUAAUUAUCGGCAAAUAACUUUUCCUGGCGAAACUUGCAAUUAGUUGAGGUUUAUCGAACCUUUUGUGUUUGUAUGGCUUUAUUAUGUCGAAAAAUAGCCCGUCGAUACUUCUGUAGCUUUGUUAUCAUGAAUUAAACGAGAUUAAAACAAAAACAUUGAACGCCAUAUUGAACGAAUGGUGGGUAUAGGCGUAUUAGCAAAUAUACUAUAUCACCAAUAUGUUCC